This is a messenger RNA of Marmota flaviventris (yellow-bellied marmot), 792 nucleotides long. It is a transcript of the gene Anapc13, whose product is annotated as anaphase promoting complex subunit 13. The record is from RefSeq and is a predicted model, not a curated record. Gene Ontology annotation, cellular component: anaphase-promoting complex. Lineage: Eukaryota; Metazoa; Chordata; Mammalia; Rodentia; Sciuridae. Gene Ontology annotation, biological process: protein K11-linked ubiquitination.
AAACACAGAGCAGGACAAAGUGAGCCCCUGUUCCUGGGAACGCUCCCAUUGCAUGUUUGGAAAGACGUCUGAACAGUGUGACUGUUCAAUUGGUACCAUGCAUUGCGCCCAGGGAUCUGUGGGACCAGUGGAGAACUAGGUUCUGGCACCCCGCUCACCCUGAGGUUUGGAGAACGCCCCCUGAAGAAGGCAACCUCGGAAAUGAUUUCUACACUGAUGUUAGCCGGAAACACGGGGCGGGAGGUAUUAUGGCAGACGUUGAGACUCACAUGUGUAAUAAAAGUUUGUUCAGAAAACUGGGAAUGGCAAGUGCUUGGGACAGCUGCCGUGAGCCGGGCAUUGCCUGUUUAUUGCUUCCUGCUUUUCCAGCCCGUUAAAGGCAAAAGCAUUUUGGUGUCUGACCCUGGAAAUGGGCCUAACCCCCAAAGAGCUUAUGCCUGCGUUGAAUUUGGAAGAGAUGGAAGGGCGGAGCGCGGGGGUAGGGAUCUGACAAAAUCAAAGCUACGGGAAAAUGGACAGUGAGGUCCAGAGAGAUGGAAGGAUCUUGGAUUUGAUUGACGAUGCUUGGCGAGAAGACAAGCUGCCUUAUGAAGAUGUUGCAAUACCACUGAAUGAACUUCCUGAACCUGAACAAGACAACGGUGGCACCACAGAAUCCGUGAAAGAACAAGAAAUGAAGUGGACAGACCUGGCCUUGCAGUACCUCCAUGAGAAUGUGCCCCCUGUUGGAAACUGACUCUUGGCUCCUGUCUCAUGGAUGGAUUUUCAAAAAUAUAGAGAGAUAAAAUGUUU